GACAAAGCUCUGUCCAGUCAGCAGCGUCAGCAGUCACCAGUGUGCCAUCGUAAACAAAGAAAAGAGAAAUUUUAAAAAGAAGAUAGAAAAUAAAAGUAAAGGCGAAAACUUCAGUCAAGAUACCAGAUGCAGAUGGUAUAAAAAAAGGAAUGAAAACAGGUCAUUUUUUUACAAAAUUUUAUACUACGACUACGAAUGACAAAUCAAAUAUAUAAAACCUGCAUGUGGAAACACGGCUUAAGAUAAUUGACCAUCAACAUAUAGAAUGUCUGAAAUUUCAUAUGGUUAUGCGGUUUUGGCCUUUUUGGCAGAAGCAGUCUGAAGCAUCAGAAGGGGCAGACGCCAGAGAGGCAAGAGAUGAACCAGUUGUAUUUCGGUUUCUGUUUAUAUGACUGGCGACAUGUGUGCAAGUAUUUGCAUAUGUCAUUACAAUUUCUUUGUGAUUUAAUAAACUAGUUUACUAUUACAUGUUUAUUAUAAAUUAUAAGAAUACUGGUUCAAUAAACUAAUAUAUUUAAUCAUGAAGAGAGCACGCAUAAAAGCCAUGGUUACAGUACCAACUCGAAGGAAAGUGGCACAAGAUGUAUCUGUUGCUGAAAAUACAACUCCAGUUCAACAUAAUAAUGAAAACAGAAAAAAUGUAUCUGAUACUGUUUGUGCAACAUUACAAAAAGAUCCAGAAGAUAGUUCUCAAGGAAAAGAAACACAAAAAGAUGUAGAGAUAGAAGAACAGGCACAAAAUGAGGAAGUGCACAUCAAUCAAGAAAGUAAUGAAUGUAAAGCGAAGGCCAUUCAAAGUUCAGAAGAUUUUAAAAAGACUACUGCCCAAAUUCCAGAGACUGUAAACAAGAUUCUAACUGGGUCUCCUAUAAAGCUGACGCAAAACCGUAGCAGUUUUGUGAAACCAACACCAAAAUUUGAUAGCGGAGGUAGAAUAAGAAGGAACAGUACGCAAGGGAGUGGGGCAAGUGCAAGCGAGUCCGAAGAUGAUAAUAGAAAAGUUACUAAUUCUAUUUCCAUCAAUAAUGCAAACCAGUCGACAAAAAAUAUGAAAGAUGUUACUGUUAAUACUAAUAGCACUAAAAAUAGUGUAACGACAAACGUAGGACAAAAGAGGCGCAUUUUAAUUUCGGAGUCUGCAAGAAAACUAGCAGAAGCUAGAAGAGAAUUUCAUCUGAGAAAUGAAAACAAAACUCCGGACAGAAGUAAACUUACAAUGUAUGACUUGAUAUAUUAUAAUCCUGUUACUAAUCCUAUGAAAAAAUCGAAGGAAUCUGGUUUGACAACAAAGAGACUGCUGGAGUGUCCACCCGAGGAAAUUCAAGAGGAAGAAGCCGAGGAUGACCCGUCGUCUGCGAUGCCGGUACCUCAAGUAAAAGUUGGACCAAAUGGUCAAUUAAUAAUAGAUGAACAGAGUCUUGUUAUAGAACAAACCAAUGCAAAGAAAAGUAGAGAAGUAUUAGCGAAAGAAGUUAUAAUUGACGAUGACAACGGGAACGGAUUUUACAAAAGGCGCAAAAAGAGUAAAGAGUGGUCGAAAUGGGAAACGUUAAAAUUUUAUAAAGCAUUAAACACAGUUGGUACUGAUUUUUUGUUGAUGCAAAGUCUCUUUCCAAAUAGAACGAGGCAGGAAAUUAAGUUGAAAUUUAAAAAAGAAGAAAAAGUAAAUAGAAAUUUAGUUGAAAAGGCACUGGCGUACCAUCAAGAAUUUGAUAUUGAAACGUUGGAAAAAUCACUAGCGAAGUUCGAAAAUUUAGAGAAAGUACAGUCGACAGAAAAGAAACCGAAACAGCAAGUACCGAAAGAGAGGAAGAGAAAAAAUCUUCGUCAAAGACGUAAAUCCAGACUUGUAGCCGCUACUAUUGAAGAAAUGGACGAGUCCGAUGAGGAAGUGGGACGUGAUUCGGGUAAAAUAUUGGAUGAGAAGAGAGAAACAAACAGUGAUUGUGAUCAAACAUUAAGUGCAAGUAUUGCAAAUAAGAAAGCUGAUAAACGAUCAAGAGAGGAGGAACAGUUAUCAAUAUCAGAGACAGAUGAUUCAAUAUCAUUAAGUUCCUGGAAUGAUGGCGAUAGCGAUACGGAAGUUUAUCGUGUGAGACCGACAAGAUCUGGAAGAAUACCAAAAAUGAAAAAAUUGCAGGGACCAGACAUAAAUACUCUCGAUAAUGAAACUCGUCGUGUCCGUGAUCCUGAUAACGAAGAGCAUAAGGAAAUUGUUAGUCCAUCAGAAGAUGAUACAAAUGCUCCAGAAACUAUAGCUUUUAAUGAUUCCAAUGUAGAUACAGAAACUGAACAUCCUGCUUCUCUUAAAUCAGUUAUACCGAACAUUGGUGAAGUGGAGCCUGGAUCGUUAGUCAUUUUAUCGAAGGAAUCUCUGGAAGAACCUGGGGAAAGUGUCUUACAAGUUUAUAUGGUUAGUUCCGAUGUUAAUUCUGAAGAACUUGGAACAACUAACAUGACACCUGUGAAUAUAUCUUCGGAGCUGUUAGCAACUGUAACUGCUAAAUUGCCAGACGUCAAGUCAGUUUCACCAAAAAAAGAGUGCGAAUAAUUUAUUUCAUAAGCAUUUAGUUUUUAAAUUUUAUAUUCAUAUUGUUAGUUAGAUUUUAACCAUUAUCUGUUCAUUAAAUUCUUUAAUCAGAAUGACUGAGAUCUGCUCUAUAAAGAAUAUGCCAAUCUGCGUACAUUUUUCUAACAGGGUUAUUAUACUUGCAGUCUUAGCUCUUAAACUAUAAAUUGGUGUAUCUUUUUUAUACACGCAACUAGGUAUGGAUACACAUUGAUACACAUGUCUAGACAAGUUCAUAUAAGCAUAAUAGCAAUUCUGUAAAACAGGGGAAUAAUCUUCUAUAAUGUAUCAUAUAUGUUUUCUCAAUUUUUAAAAGUUUCGAAGACAUAAAAAAAGUCAAACAUUGCUUUAUUCCUAGAGGAACACAAAUUAAGGAACAGCAAUUCUUACGUCAUUGAAUGUAUUUGGAAUUACAUUGUGAAUGGUAGCUUCAAUCAUAUCACGAAUUGUUACUGCUUUUCUAGAAUUGCUAUUUAUUACAACCGAUUAUAAGCAUAAGAUUCCCUGUAUGUUUGCGACUGUGAAUGUGAAAAUUUUGAUGAUUUUUUGUUAUUGAUGAUUAUAUACGAGACAGUAUGUAUGUUAUAUUGUAUUAAAAACAAUAUAUUAGAUACAUCCAUC
Ceratina calcarata is the source of this 3190-nucleotide messenger RNA. It is a transcript of the gene Bdp1, whose product is annotated as transcription factor TFIIIB component B'' homolog Bdp1. Gene Ontology annotation, molecular function: TFIIIC-class transcription factor complex binding. The record is from RefSeq and is a predicted model, not a curated record. Gene Ontology annotation, cellular component: transcription factor TFIIIB complex. Gene Ontology annotation, biological process: RNA polymerase III preinitiation complex assembly. The transcript has 6 exons. The coding region runs from base 521 to 2551 and encodes 676 amino acids. NCBI's taxonomy places the organism in Eukaryota, Metazoa, Arthropoda, Insecta, Hymenoptera, Apidae.